AUGGAAGUAGGAAAAAAAUAUCACAUUCCAGUAUCAACGCUUUAUGCACGGUUAUCGAAUCGUCGAGGUGGUGGAAAACCUGGUGCUAAAACGAUUUUAUCAUUUGAAGAAGAAAAACUCCUGAUUCAUGUUGUGCAGAAGUAUCAAGAAUGGCAACAACCAUUAACCCGAUUAGAUCUCAUUUCAAUUUCGCGUGAUUUUAUGUUAGAACUUAAUAAAAGUAAUAUUCACAAAAAUUCUUCUUUACGCGAUUGGUUUGAUGGUUUUCGCCAACGGUGGAAGAAUGAGAUCAAACUUGUUGAAGCAUAUAAACUCGAAAAAGUACGAUCAGUUUCUUGCACUCAGUUAGUUGUUGAUCGUUGGUUUGAUCAUCUGGAACGUGUGUUGGCGAAAUUGCAGUUGUUCAAUUCACCUGAUGCAAUAUAUAAUGUAGCCGAGUCUGCUUUUGGUGAUGAUCCUGGUCGCAAGCAAGUAAUUAUCAAGAGAGAUUCGAAAUAUGCUACAUGCUCACAAGGUGGUUCAGGAAAAAGUUACACAACUUUGAUCAUGUGUACAUCUGCAGCGGGAAAAUUUCUACCUCCUUACAUAAUAUAUCGUGCUCAAAAAUUAUUUGACCUGUGGAUGCCAAGAAACAGUUAUCCUGGUUCUCGUUUUAAUGCCACUACUUCCGGGUGGAGCGAGGAAACCGUCUUCUUCGAUUGGUUACAAUUACAUUUCGUACCAAACGUUAAAUCAGUUAAAAAACCGAUUUUAUUGAUUAUGGAUGGACAUCGAUCACAUUUAUCAAGUCGAAUAAUCAAAUUUGCGAUGGAUAAUGGCAUUCAUAUCGAGUGUUUGCUUCCUCACGGCACAACGAUAUUACAACCAUUGGACGUUGUAACUCUGUCUNAUAAGAUAGUGUAA
Molecule: messenger RNA, 903 nt
Organism: Adineta ricciae
Lineage: Eukaryota; Metazoa; Rotifera; Eurotatoria; Adinetida; Adinetidae
Source: the annotation of a GenBank genome assembly